GCCGAGGCAAAUACGAGUUUAGUUAUCAGAAAAUGCGUGCGGCAACGUUGAUAUUUGGCCUGCUGCUGGUCGGCUGCUGUCUGGCCCGUCCUCAGGACAGCUCUCCGGAGACGACAACGACGACGACAAGCACCACAGCCACUCCCAAGCCGGAGGAGGAUAGGGCGAGUUCCACAACCACGACAUCCAGCACAACCACAACGACAACGACGACGACGACGCCGAAACCCAAAGAGGAGAAGGCAGAGUCUACAACUACAGCGGCUAGCACCACAACGCCCAGUCCCAGUACCACCCCCAGUACCACCCCCAGUAGCAGCACAACCACGACUGCAACCACCCCCAAGCCCAAGGACGAUGAUGAGGAGGCCGCUAAGCUGCUGCAGCAGUGCGCCGAGUUGAGCAGGCGCAAGAAGCGUGGCGGAUCCUCCUCCUCCUCCGAGGAGGACAGCGGCGAUAAGUCAUCCAAGUCGGCCAAGAAGGAGCGCAAGCAGCUCAAGAAGCUGUGCAAGCAGCUCAGGAAGCAGCAGGAGCGCAAGCAGGAGAAGGCCCAGAGGGGAUCCCUCACCGAGCUGGCCGAGGCCCUGCGCUCCUACACUCAGCGCCACAGUAACUAAAAAUUUCCAUCUCCAUGUCUCUAAAUCUGCAGAUGGAUCCAGCUCUCCAUCUCCACUCCUAGAGACACCUUUUUUUAUAUAUAUUUUUGUUUGUGUUGUGAAAAUUUUUGAUUGGAAAUAAACGAGUAAAAGAC
Drosophila obscura is the source of this 751-nucleotide messenger RNA. RefSeq names its product salivary glue protein Sgs-3. The record is from RefSeq and is a predicted model, not a curated record. The transcript has a single exon. Bases 33 to 617 code for a protein of 194 amino acids. Lineage: Eukaryota; Metazoa; Arthropoda; Insecta; Diptera; Drosophilidae.